Messenger RNA from Pisolithus orientalis, 816 nucleotides. RefSeq lists its product as uncharacterized. The transcript has 7 exons. NCBI's taxonomy places the organism in Eukaryota, Fungi, Basidiomycota, Agaricomycetes, Boletales, Pisolithaceae. The record is from RefSeq and is a predicted model, not a curated record. The coding region runs from base 1 to 816 and encodes 271 amino acids.
AUGUCAAGUGCAUUGACCUGGAUGAACCUCUGCCAGGGUGGAGGUGGUCAAUGUGAUUGCAAGCACUUUAGACCUAAGGCAGAUGACCCUGCUCAUUGCUGGGAAUGUUCACAUGGGUUCAACAUCAAUACCCCAGCUGUCAAUGCCCCAGCCAUCACCCAAUUGCAGCCUGCUAUGACCAUUUCUAACAAAUGCAAGCCUUCUCAACAGCAAACCAGUGGUCAGAUGUUCCAUACUCUUACUUUGCAAAUCGAAAUACAGGCAAAUGGCCAGUUAAUGAAGGACCUGAUCUUGCCACAGAUGACUUCAGAGAAGAGACUGUUCAUCCAACACUUGGAAAACCAUGGAUGCCAUCUCCAACAAACAACUGAAGUUAACUCUUCUUGGUCACAUGAAGAUGUUACAGCCCAGCUGCAUUCAUGGUUCCCAAAUGUUUUUCAAUAUUUUGACUCUCAUCGCGAGAAAGCCAAUAUGAAUAUGACGUCCCAAACCCAACCUGACUGGCAGCUUCUUGUUCCCGCUAAUGGCAGACUCGAACUCUCUACAGCUGUUCGACUGAAUGGUAUUGUUCUCUCCCAUUUCAAGGGAUGUCAGAAGUCUGGAAUUGCUGAUAGUAACCUGUGGUUUGUCACUCGAAAUCCUGUCCCCAAUCAUAUUUUCGACAAGUGGAAGGUUGGAUUGGAUGUAGUGGGAACUGAUGAAGAGGCUACGAGUGAGAGUGACAAUGAGGUGGUUGAGCUAUUGAGUUCCAUUGCUGACCUCGAAAUCACUAUGGCAACUGGGACUGGUAAGAGGUCGUGGGUCAUGUUCUAUUAA